AUGGGGGUUUCUGAGUGUGUUUGGGGUCCUGGCUGGAAGGAGGUUUCUAAGUGUGUUUGGGCUCCUGGGUGGAAGGAGGUUUCUAAGUGUGUUUGGGCUCCUGGGUGGACGGGGGUUUCUAAGUGUGUUUGGGCUCCUGGGUGGAAGGAGGUUUCUAAGUGUGUUUGGGCUCCUGUGUGGAAGGAGGUUUCUAAGUGUGUUUGGGCUCCUGGGUGGACGGGGGUUUCUAAGUGUGUUUGGGCUCCUGGGUGGAAGGAGGUUUCUAAGUGUGUUUGGGCUCCUGGGUGGAAGGAGGUUUCUGAGUGUGUUUGGGCUCCUGGGUGGAAGGAGGUUUCUGAAUGUGUUUGGGGUCCUGUGUGGAAGGAGGUUUCUAAGUGUGUUUGGGCUCCUGGAUGA
This is a messenger RNA of Knipowitschia caucasica, 396 nucleotides long. The record is from the annotation of a GenBank genome assembly. NCBI's taxonomy places the organism in Eukaryota, Metazoa, Chordata, Actinopteri, Gobiiformes, Gobiidae.